Puccinia triticina is the source of this 1524-nucleotide messenger RNA. RefSeq lists its product as uncharacterized. Bases 1 to 1524 code for a protein of 507 amino acids. The record is from RefSeq and is a predicted model, not a curated record. Lineage: Eukaryota; Fungi; Basidiomycota; Pucciniomycetes; Pucciniales; Pucciniaceae. The transcript has 4 exons.
AUGGCCUCGCGUUCGAAUCUUUCUCCUCCAAGAACAACGGCGUCGCCGACGAUCCCUAAUGGCAACCAUCACCAUCCAUCUACUUUCAAAAACGGCCCCAAAUCUUUCCAGGGCUUCGACGAUCCUCCGCCGAAUGCUCUUACAUUGGCAAUGUCGCCCCGGUUCGCCGAAGCUGGAGUUAAGGAACAUUCAAAUAUCGAACCUGAUAUGCUUAAAGACUGGCCACCUUUGACACCUCAGCCUACGGAAUGGAGAACGCUCGGUGAUCCGGAGGUCCACGAUGGUUUCCUGAAUCCGUACUCAUUCACUUUCACUCCGCUUCAUGAUCCUCUUCACAGGCAUGGAGACCUCUUACUUCCACAUGACCCUUUUUUCGACAACUGGUUGAUCAUGGGAAUGGGACCAGAAUUCCCCGAGCAUACGAAAGUAGUACCGAGCUUUGCGUCCCCACCAGGAGAACCUGUGAAUUCCAUGAUUGACAAUGAAGCCAUCGCCUACAAAGAGCCAGUUGAACAGGCCUCUGAUCGGGAUGAAAUCCGCGAUUCCAUACUGGGGAAACGCCCAAGAGCUGAACCAACAAGAGAAGUUGAUCAUCUACUCCAGCAAGGACCCAAGCGAUCCGAGCGGACAUCUCCUCGAGAUACGUUGGUUGAUUUGUCCAACGUUGAUAUGAAUACGUUGGUUGAUUUGUGCAACGUUGAUAUGAAUGAUGUCAGGAAUAUUCGUGGCUUCGCGCUGUCGCUGAUGAGACUUCAGAAUCUGCAAGAUAGUGAAGAUGCAAAAAUUACUCAACACUACGAACAACGCAUCAGAAGACAGUUGGAGCAGAUCACUCUCCCCAGUCGUAUACUGCAGAGGGCACACUGCAACAGCCUACCGAUCACAAUCUACGAAAUCCCUUCAGCAACUGCGAAAGACGCGUUCACAUACCAGAUCAGACCAAACAAAUCCCUGAUCAAACCAAAUGAUAAGAAUUCAAAACCAAAGAACAAAAAUUCAAGACCAAAGCAUGAGAAGUUACCACCCCCGGAAUACAUUAAUCGCCGAACUAUCAAAAUCUUCCAAGAUGUUAAUCUUUACUCCAAUUUUUUCAGGUCAGGUGGCCUAGAUGAAACGAUGUUAGGGGUGACGGGGAGUACACAUGAAGAGUUCAUGAAAUGGCUUUUCACACUUUUGUUCGAAAAAACUGAGCGUACCUGGCCACUACUUGGUCAAGUCACAUGCGAAUAUAUGCCGACUGAUUUUGACCAGUUCUUCCAUAGCAAAGCUCAGGAAUGUCUAGUCAAUCUACUUACCUCCGACAAACCACUUGAAAUGCGAAGGACCUUGAUUGCUACGAGCGAUUUGAUGGGUUAUUAUUACGAAGAAGUUGCCUCUGGCAUCUACCACACCGACACUUGGGGAACCAGUGCUCACCUUCCCACACGCUUCAGCGCGAAAUCUUACAAAAAAGAAGUUGUUGCGGCAAUAAUUAAAAACUAUCACAAGAAAAUAGCAGAACUGCAAAAGGUCCUACAUCAUUAA